AUGGAGGGAUUGGAAUGUGAUGGAGGGAUGGGGAUGGAUGGAGGGAUGGGGAUGGAUGGAGGAGUGGGAAUGGACGGAGAUAAGACAAAGACAGCAAGGACGCUUGGGUCUCUUGUCGUGGUUCUGGAUUUCAUCCUCUGGAUAUUUGCUCUCAAGGCCUUGUGCAGGCUCGUGCCAGAAGAGCUGCAGUCGGGCCAGGAUGGACUCGGACCUUCGGCCCGCGGUGCGGACUCGGGGCCGCGUCGCACUGCCAGGGGACGUGGUCAUGGUUGCAUCAUCGGGUGUCCUCGCGUCCCCAGUGCCCGGCUGGACGCGGUGCGUCCGGAUGUGACGUGGUCGCCGGGGGAAAAAGGUGCAACUCACAGAGACAGGCCCGUGUGCGAUGGGGGACGAGUCGAGAAUAUGAAGUCCCUGCUGCAGAGUAACAAGCCACCCGGUUUCGACGAGGAAAGGGCGCGUUUCGUGGCCGGCAGGGAAUUCUUUCCCUCUGAUUUCAUCUGUGAUCUUGCGACGCCCGAGGGGAAUCAGUUGAAAACGAUCGGAAAAGUGGCCGUUAAAUGUGCUGUCCGGAGUCGGCGCGUGAAGGUGAUCUUCGACUCGCGGCACCGAGAGGAAGACUUCCCCCUCGCGCUCUUUCACUCGCAUCAAUUAGUCCUCGGGAUCGCGUUCACGCACAGUCAUCCCGACCGCAAAUGGGACUCGCGCGGGCAGUCGGAGCGUCGCAUCAGAGCCAAUGACAGGGAAUACAAUGCGCAGUUCAACUAUGCGAAUAACUACAUCCGCACGAGCAAGUACACGCUGCUCACGUUCCUUCCGCUCAACUUGUUUGAGCAGUUCCAGCGGUUGGCCAACUUUUAUUUCCUCUGCCUCCUGGUGCUCCAGUUCAUUCCCAUCAUCUCGUCCGUGACCUACGUCACUACCUUGGUCCCGCUCGUCUUUGUGCUGUCCAUCACUGCCAUCAAGGAUGCCUACGAUGAUAUUCAAAGGCACCGGAGCGACUCGCGGGUGAACAACCGAAAGGCACGCAUCCUGCAAGGGAAGCAACUGACCGAUGAGAGAUGGAGCAAAGUCCAGGUGGGGGACUUGAUCCAGUUGAGGAACGGGGACUUUGUCACUGCCGACCUCCUCCUCCUCAGCACCUCCGAGCCGAAUGGACUCUGCUUCAUCGAGACGGCCGAACUGGACGGGGAGACGAACUUGAAGAGCAGACAGAGCCUGAUGGAGACAAAUGUUCUUGGUCAGGAUCCCUCAACCCUUGGUGCCUUCAAUGGAGAUAUCCAGUGUGAACCACCCAACAACAACUUGAGCAAGUUUGAUGGGACUCUCACGUGGAAGGAUAACAAGUAUUCUCUGGAUAAUGACAAAAUCCUCCUGCGAGGCUGUGUGCUGCGAAACACACAAUGGUGCUACGGUUUGGUGAUCUUUGCCGGCAAGGAUACGAAGCUGAUGAUGAAUUCGGGGAAAACCAAGUUCAAGCGCACUAGUAUAGACCGGCUCAUGAAUGCGCUCAUUCUCGGGAUUGUGUUCUUCCUGGUGCUGAUGUGUUUGAUCACGACGAUAGCAUGUGGGAUUUGGGAGACGGUAACUGGGUACCAUUUCCAGGUGUAUUUGCCCUGGGACUCCAUCAUGCCGACAGGCAAGACUGACGGGGCCACUGUGAUAGCCAUCCUCAUCUUCUUCUCUUACCUCAUUGCCCUUAACACUGUCGUCCCCAUCUCCCUCUACGUCAGCAUCUAUGACAGGAAUAUCAUGACCUUCAACAAGUGCAGCAUCAAUGGGAAGACCUAUGGAGAUGAUAUGUCAGAAGAUGGCUCAUUUCGAGUGGACUUCUCCGAGAAUCCUUUUUCUGAGCCAGAGUUUCGAUUUGUGGAUCAGAACCUGUUGGAUGAUGUGAAGAAUGGGGAUCCCCACGUUCAGGAGUUCUUUAGACUCCUUGCUCUUUGUCACACUGUGAUGCCAGAGGAGAAAGACAAGAAGCUGACGUAUCAGGCCCAGAGUCCAGAUGAGAAUGCUCUCGUAUCUGCAGCUCGAAACUUCGGCUUUGUCUUCAAGGCCAGGACACCUAACACCAUCACUAUUCUUGAAUUGGGAAAGGAAGUUGUCUAUGAGCUCCUCUGUAUCUUGGAUUUCAACAAUGUGAGGAAGAGGAUGUCAGUAGUGGUUAGGAAGGAUGGGCAGCUGACUCUCCUCUGCAAGGGAGCCGACAGCAUCAUCUAUGAACGCUUACAGCAAGGGAAUCGAGUACUCCAAGACAAAACUCAAGAACAUCUCAAUGAGUUUGCCGGGGAGGGUCUGAGGACUCUGGUGCUUGCCUCCAAAACCCUGGAUCCAAAUUAUUUUGAGGAGUGGAAGAGAAGGCACCACGAUGCAGCCACGUCACUGGACAAUCGUGAUGACCAGCUAGAUGCUGUUUACGAGGAGCUUGAGCGGGAUCUCCAGCUUGUUGGGGCAACAGCCAUUGAGGACAAACUGCAAGAUGGAGUGCCUCAGACCAUUGCCAAUCUUGCUCUUGCAGGCAUCAAAAUCUGGGUUCUCACUGGUGAUAAGCAAGAAACUGCCAUUAACAUUGGGUAUGCCUGUGAAUUGCUGACGGAUGAAAUGGCAGAAGUGUUCAUAGUGGAUGCACACUCAUAUGAAGAUGUGGAUAAUCAACUCAGCAAGUACCAGGCCAUAUUAGAUAAAGCUUCCAUCCCUUCAAAGCCCUCUAAGAAGAGCACUGGUGUUCAAGUUGUUACCUUCAGUGAGGAGACCUUGGUUGAUGAGGUGGAUGGGCCUCAGGUGUACGGAUCGUACGCCCUCGUGAUAAAUGGCCAUUCCUUGGUCCAUGCGCUCCAUUCCAAGAUGGAAGAGCGUUUCCUUUCUGUUGCCUCUCAAUGCAAAGCUGUGAUUUGCUGCCGGGUGACCCCGCUGCAGAAAGCCAUGGUGGUGGACUUGGUGAAGAAGUACAAGAAGGCUGUCACCUUGGCUGUUGGAGACGGUGCCAAUGAUGUAUCCAUGAUCAAAAGUAUAUCUCCUAUAGACUUUUCCUUUCAGCCCUUUGUCACCCCUUUGAGUGCUGACAUUGGUGCCACACAUAUCAAAAAUAAUUUGGGGCAGGCGGCCCACAUCGGAGUGGGGAUAAGCGGACAGGAAGGGUUGCAGGCCGUUCUGGCCUCCGACUUUAGCAUCGCCCAGUUCCGCUUCCUCGAGCGACUCCUCCUAGUCCACGGUCGAUGGUCAUACUACCGCAUGUGCAAAUUCCUCCGGUACUUCUUCUAUAAGAACUUUGCCUUCACUCUCUGCCACUUUUGGUUUGCCUUCUUCUGUGGGUUCUCUGCCUUGACAGUGUAUGAUGCCUUCUACAUCUCAUGUUACAACAUGUUCUACACUGCAUCACCCGUCGUGGUGAUGGCCGUGUUCGACCAAGACAUCAAUGACGUCUAUUCUGUCAAAUAUCCCAAGUUAUAUUCUCCAGGGAUUAAGGGGAUGUUCUUCAACAAGGCAGAGUUUUUCAAGAGUGUCAUGCUCGGAGUCCUCACCUCAUCCGUCCUAUUUUUCGUCACCUAUGGCUCUUAUCAUGAUUCCAUAUCACCGGAGGGCUAUACAACAUCUGACCACAUGCUGUUUGGCUCAGUCCUUGCCACAAACUUGGUCAUAGUUGUCAAUCUUCAGAUUGCCAUCGAAACUGCCUACUGGACAGUUUUGAACUUUGUGACCAUCAUUGGCUCCAUUCUUUGGUAUUUUCUUCUCACCUUUGCCUAUUACUAUGUCCUUGGGGCUGCUUAUGCUGCAUACAUUGGCUCCCUUGCCAUGGCAAUGUCAGGAGCAACAUUCUGGUUCACGUUACUUGUGAUCGUUGCAAUGUUGAUUCUGCCUAUAAUUGGGAAGAGGUUCUACUUCGUGGACGUGAGGCCGACGUUGGCCGAUCGCCUUAGGCUCAAGCAGCGCAUGACAUCCAGAACGAAGCAACCACAAGAACUGAAGAGGACGGGGACGGCCAUGCGACGAUCGAGACGAUCUCUGCGCUCUGGCUACGCAUUCUCACACCAGGAGGGCUUCGGCCGGCUGAUCACGACGGGGAAGAUCAUGCCGGGAGUGCGAAAUGUGUUCCGAAGCAAGACCCCCGUGGUGGAGGUGGAAUCUUCGGCGAGGAUUCACUCCCGAUCUGCAUCCCGCCCUACGAGCCCUCCGGUGGAUUCUCAAGGCAAGGGUUUGGGAACUUCAUCAUCCACUUCCUCACUCUCUCAAUCGAGGCCGCAUUCAAAGGGCGCACGAACACCAGGGAAACCCGGGGUCCUUUGACACUGAUUCCAUUCUGUGUUCUGUGCCUCUCGUCCCUUUUUGUUACACACAUGCACACACAGUUUGUUUCCACGUGGUCAUUUAUGCAUUCAUCCAUCUAUUCAAUGUACCUGAUCUUUUAUUUUUCUCCAUCUCAUGUUUGCUGGAGACAUGUUGUAUACAUUUCUUCAGACUACUUGGGAUUAUUUUUCAUGCCCUACUACACUUGAUUUUUUUGUGCUUUCUGUUUGUGUCUUUUGGUUGUGAGUGUGCAUGAAAAGGAUCAUCUGUGCAUGGAGGAUACAAGGACACUCGCUGGUGUGCACAAUGCACCACUGUGAAUGAGUGAUGUGUUCCCUCAUUUUGGGCCAGUUCUUCAUGUGCUGUUGAAUCUUUGUCUUUUAAAAAGCAGGAAACUGUUCAAAUGAGAUAUGAGGGGACAGAGGAUUACACUUAUUUUUGUAACAAUCACUGUUGCCUAUUUGAGAUGUUUUCCCAUCAUAUCUCCCAUUCCCUAUCAUUGAGAAGAUUUUUUAAAGCAUUUUUCCAUUGGUUGAGCAUCUGCUCAUGAUUCUCCAUUACUCCAUUACUCACUCAUAAUUCCACUCUCUUGAUUGCAAGUCUUGCUAUGAUCGUUCUCUUGUGCUUCAGAUGUUCAAAGGAGACAGGAGCAGGAAUGCCCUUGGGUCUGCUCAUAAAUCUAUUCAACUGAAAAGAGGCUUAAUUGUCUUUUUUCAGAAGUGCUUUUCGAACUGCAGUUUGUGGAGAAGAGUUCUGGGAAUUUUCACAAAGUAUUUUGCAAUGCUGAAAUCAGCAUCACUAUCAAAGCAUUAUGGGCAUAUCUCUUUUGGGAGCAACAUUUUAUAACAUGAUUGGUGAAACAUUGUCUCAGAACUCAGCUCUGAUGUUUCCUUUAUAUAUUGAAGAGUAUUGAUGAAGCAGCUGUGUGGCCAUGAUUUUUCCAGUAUUCCAUCUUUGCAUAAUAAUCAGCUAGUGAGUCAAAUUAAUUGGCACUUAAGUCAUUUUGAGCUAAUGUGAAUAUUGAGUGAACAUCAUGAGAAGCAAAAUUUUGGAAAAUAUAUCAAAAUAUCUGUCCUAAGCCUGGAAUGUAUUCAGAUGCUCACUGCCCCUUGUGCUGUUUGUUGAACCUUAAGUAGUGACUGAUGAUGUAGUAAUGGUGAUAAGAUAUUGUCCUCAAGUCCCACUCUCAUCUCAGCUAAAUUGAAGGUUUUAAAAAUAUCAUGGAUAUUGCCGAUUAACUUGAAUAACCUUAACGAAAGAAAACCUGAUACAGAGCCGAUAUCUGUCGAGUUGCCAAAUAAUGCAGUCUAUCUUUUAUUUGUCAAGUGAUAUUCCCAGAAGCCAAAGUAAUAAAAUGGAAAAAAAAAAACAGGAAAUGCACUGGGUCUUUCACUGACCAUUUUUCUUUAAACUCACUUUGCAUCCCACUUACUGUGUGGCUGAGCCUGACAUCUCACUUCCCACAAUGCACUGGAACAUGAGCACACUGAUAUUAAACUGGAG
Darwinula stevensoni is the source of this 5784-nucleotide messenger RNA. NCBI's taxonomy places the organism in Eukaryota, Metazoa, Arthropoda, Ostracoda, Podocopida, Darwinulidae. The record is from the annotation of a GenBank genome assembly.